Molecule: messenger RNA, 3746 nt
Organism: Purpureocillium takamizusanense
Lineage: Eukaryota; Fungi; Ascomycota; Sordariomycetes; Hypocreales; Ophiocordycipitaceae
Exons: 5
Coding region: 1734-3512 (592 amino acids)
Cellular component (GO): nucleus
Molecular function (GO): chromatin DNA binding
Source: RefSeq, a predicted model, not a curated record
CAGUUCAUCAUUCUCCAGCCAGCCCACCCACCCCCUUCUUCCAUCCCUCCCAUCCCAUCCGCAUCCACAUCCACAUCCACAUCCCACGGUCCACCCGGCCAUCUCAUCCGUCCCAUCCCUUCCCCCCUCCCCUCCCUCUCCCCUCCAUUCCCUGGGCCCCAGUCCCAAACCCUCCCUGCAAGCCUGCCUGCCUGCUUGCCUUUCUCCCCCCCUCCCCUCCCUCCCUCCGGGCGCCCGCCUCUCCUGCCCUGCCCUGGCCGUGCGCUUCCUUGCAGGACGCCCAGGCAUUCAUCAUCAGAUCAGGUACCCCCGUACCUCCACUCUCUUCUCUCUCUGGCGCACGGGCGGCGUCUUGGUCGUUGUCGGUCCAAACGGCACUCCACCUCAUCCGCCACCCUCCCAUUCAUCUCCAAAUACCACCACGCACCCUUCACCCACCUCACCCUCACUUACUGCUGCCACCACCACCACCACCACCUCCAUCCAGCAGCAAGCAGCACCACCACCACCACCACCACCACCACCACCUCCUCCCGCGACCACCACCACUACCACCACUACACAUCCACGCGCUGCGUCUCGCCGCCCACUUUCGGUCAAGGGCCCCAGCAUCCCACGCAGACAGUCCACCUCAAGGACCCGUCCUUCUCCAGGCCUUCAGUCAAUCAAUCAUCGAAUCGCCACGGCGCGCGCUCCCCUCGGCUCGCGUCCUCUGGCCUGCGCGACACCCGCCCCCGUCUCCACUCCCUCGUCCUUGUCUUGCCUUGCCUUGCUUGCCCUGAGCCGCUGCUCCUGCGUCGCCGCGCGUUACGUCGUCAUCGUAUCGUGUGUCGUCGCUCCAGCGCGAAACCAGCAACACCGGAAUCGCCUCGUCUCGCUAUUCCUGCCCAACUCCUCGCAAGUCGCAUCGCCCUCGCCGCCGCUCCCGCGUCUGUCGCGCCGCGCCGCGACCACGCUGCGAUUGCUGCCCGCCGUCGACGCUCCGUUGGCACUCGCGCGCGCACUGCCCGCGUCGGCGCUCCGGCUCACAGGCAAGUGAAUUCAUUUGGUUGCGUUUCUUGUUUGGCUCGUCGUCAUCGCGCUGCUUUCGUAUUGAUUUGAUUUCCCUUUGCGCGCGCGCGCGCGCCUCUCUCUCUGCUCUCCUCUCUGUCUCUCUGUCAUGGCUUUCGUCGUCUGCGAUGCCUCGUUGCGCCCGCGUCCUGGCCAGCCAGCCGACGUGGGAGGGGCGCGGCGCGCGCGGUCAGUCAUGUUUCUCGCCCCGGCAUCCCUCUCUCGCUCUUGCUGCGCUCCCUCCAUCCAUGGGCUGCCUUGCCUGCCUGCCUGCCUGCCUGACCCGGUGCGUCUGGGCGCCGGCUGCCGGUCGCAGGGCGGCGCGCUCGCUGGGCCUUUGGGGCGCGCAGUCAGCCAGCCAGCCCGCCCGCCCGCCAGGCCCAGUCGUCUGCUCUGCUUGACCCCGUUUUCGGCUCAGCCGUUAUGGAACUGCCCCAUCCGACACACGCCUCCAUCUUCCGCCCACGCCCCCCCUCGGCAGGCCAACCACAUGCACGAUUAAGCCUGGCACCGCUGCACCCUCCUUAACCUUGAGCUUGCCAGCCCAACUAUUUCACGACACGUCGCCGUCGGCCGUCAUCAUCGUCGCCGCCGCCGCCGCUGCUGCUGCUGCUGUCGCUGCCGCUGGCCUGGCCUGGCUCGACCCGUCCCGUCUUGGCCUCCCCCCCGGGGUCCGUCCUGUCAUGUAUCCGGCGCAACCAACCGGCGCCGAUGGUGCGACAAUCAAUCCCGCCGCCCUCAGCUCUCCCGCCUUGUCGAACGCGCCGCCCCGCGGUCACAAGCGGAGUCGCUCCACGGAUGCCCGUGACGCGCCACAGCCUGGCGAUGACGGUCCUUCCCCGUCACAGCCGAAACGGUUACGAGCAAUGAAGCCAUCCGAGACUACCGGGCAGCCCCCGGCCCCGGCCGGACCCCAGGGAAGCCAGCCGCCGCACACGCCCCAGUCGGCAAACACGUCGUUGCCCAGCCAGACGACACCAGCCUACGCGGCACCGGCGGCCGCCGCGCCCCCUAAAACUACGCCGACCAAGUCGACCCUCAAAGCCCUGCCGACUGUCCGAGACCACACGACAGACCAGUUGAACCAGACCGGCGACGAGUACCUCCCGCGCGAGAUCGACGAGUUUGGAGAGAAGAAGGUGAUGCCCAACGGGCAGCUCCUCGGCGGACGUACCUAUCGAUGCCGGACGUUCCUCGUGCCCAAUAGAGGCGACAAGCUUUUCAUGCUCGCGACAGAAUGCGCGAGGGUGCUGGGCUACAGGGACUCGUACCUGUUGUUCAACAAGAACAGGUCUCUUUACAAGAUCAUUGCAAGCCAGGCCGAAAAGGACGACCUCGUCCAGCAGGAGAUCCUGCCCUUCUCGUACCGGUCCAGGCAGAUUGCCAUCGUCACCGCCCGGUCUAUGUUCCGGCAAUUUGGUAGCCGCGUCAUUGAAAACGGCCGCCGCGUUCGCGACGACUACUGGGAAACCAAGGCGCGUAAGCAGGGUUUCACCGAGGCAGACCCGGCUGGCGAGAAGCGACCGGGCGCGGCCAAGGCCCGCGAGGCGGCCGAGGCGCAAAACAACGUGCUCAUGAGCGGCCCCCAUACGGAGAUUGUCUAUAACAACAACCCCGGGCCCUACCCCGGUGCUCCACAGCCUCAUCUUGUCCAAGCAGGUAUGAUGGGAGCACCACCCGGAAACGCCACGAGGAUGCCGGCAUUAACCGUCGGGGCAGACUUUGGCGACACCCGGCCGCGAGACUUUAGCGGCAUCAUCAAGGGCGGCCCCCGGCAGGAGAUCACAGGCCCGCCGUACCAGGACCAGACGCGACCGUCGCCGAUCCAGGAGCUACAUUCGCAGGCGCACCACGCCGCCGAAUUCAAUAGAAAUGUCAACCAACAGCGAGACAUGCGCAACGACUACAUGCAGAACAUCUGGCGGCGUCCCCACGAGCAGCCGCCCUCGUCGAGCAUGAGCCAGCAGCAGCCCGUCGCCUCGAGCGACGCCGCCCCCGCGACCAGCCGGCCGUCGAGCUCGCCGCACACCACGGCCACGGGCGUCGCCCAGCAGCCCGUCGUGUCUUCGCAGAGCCCGCAGAUGAUGAUGACUGCGGCGCCGUACUCGCAGUCGAUUCACGCGCAGAAUACGCUAGGCCAGGCCCCGAUGAGAAGCUCUUCUGGCAGCAUCAGCCAGGGCACUCCCGGCUACAACUAUCAGUCCAACCAGAAUAUGUGGUCGCAGAACCCGCAGAACCCGGGGCACACGUACGGGAGCUACACGACUCAGUCGCAGUCGCCGCACCCGUCGCAGUCCCCGGCGUCGCACCUCCGACAGCCCAGCGCCGGGCAGAUCCAGCCCAACAUGCCGUUCCCGGCCAUGGGUGGGAUGCAAUACGGCGCGAGUCAGGCCUGGUCUGGACAGCAGCAGCAGCAUUCAUCCCCUCCGCAGUGGUGGGCGCCGCCGCAGCAGCCGCAAUGAAGAGGCACCCGGCGGCUUCGACUGGUGGUGGCGUGAAGUGAGGGGCGGGCGGGCGGUUGAGACGAGAGAGGUAUCUUGCCCGAGUUUAUUCUUUUCCUUUUUGGGGGACGACUUAAGCUCCCACAGACUUCCUGGAUACCCAAGCAUGCAGACCGGUUUGGGAGGCACUGUGCUUUCGGGUUGGACGGCCCUUUGAAAUUGUGUAUAGCAUUCGGCCAGGAUGGGGUAGAGGAG